AUGUCCGCCGAAUACGAGCACAGUGAAAAUGGCCCCGAUGGAAUGGAGCCAGAUGGAGUCAUUGAGGGAAACUGGUCUGAAGUUGUGGAUAAUUUCGAUGAGAUGAACCUUCACGAGAAGCUAUUGAGAGGAAUCUAUGCCUAUGGUUUUGAGAAGCCUUCUGCCAUCCAGCAGAGAGCCAUCCGGCCAUGUAUCCAAGGCUCAGAUGUCAUUGCUCAGGCCCAGUCUGGUACUGGAAAGACGGCCACCUUUGCCAUCUCCAUCCUGCAGAAGCUGGACUUGAGUUUGAAGGCCACACAAGCCCUGGUGCUGGCCCCCACCAGAGAACUGGCUCAGCAGAUCCGCAAAGUGGUGGACGCCCUAGGUGAUUAUUUGGGGGCCACAUGUUACGCCUGCAUCGGAGGAACAAACGUCAGACAAGAGUCUCAGAAGCUGACAGAAGACGUGCCCCACAUAGUGGUGGGCACUCCAGGGCGGGUCUUCGACAUGUUGAACCGGAGCAUACUGAGGUCCAAAUCCAUUAGAAUGUUUGUGCUGGAUGAAGCGGACGAGAUGCUCAGUCGUGGGUUCAAAGACCAAAUUUAUGACAUUUUCCAGAAGCUGCCUGCAAGCACACAAGUGGUGCUGCUGUCCGCCACCAUGCCAACUGACGUCCUGGAGGUUACCAAGAAGUUCAUGCGUGACCCCAUCCGUAUCCUGGUGAAGAAAGAGGAGCUGACCCUGGAGGGAAUCCGUCAGUUCUACAUAAACGUGGAGAAGGAGGAUUGGAAGCUGGAGACUCUGUGCGACCUGUACGAGACCCUGACCAUCACACAGGCCGUCAUCUUCCUCAACACACGCCGGAAAGUGGACUGGCUCACUGAGAAGAUGAGCUCCAGGGACUUCACCGUGUCUGCUCUGCACGGAGACAUGGAGCAGAAGGACCGUGAGGUGAUCAUGAAGGAGUUCCGCUCCGGCAGCAGCAGAGUGCUCAUCACCACCGACAUCCUGGCCCGAGGCAUCGACGUCCAGCAGGUGUCACUGGUCAUCAACUAUGACCUGCCCACCAACCGGGAGAACUAUAUCCACAGGAUCGGGCGCGGUGGUCGUUUUGGCCGUAAAGGCGUGGCCAUUAACAUGGUGACUGAGGACGACAAGCGCACACUGAGAGACAUCGAGUCCUUCUACAACACCACCAUCGAGGAGAUGCCUAACAACGUGGCCGACCUGAUCUGA
Messenger RNA from Knipowitschia caucasica, 1215 nucleotides. NCBI's taxonomy places the organism in Eukaryota, Metazoa, Chordata, Actinopteri, Gobiiformes, Gobiidae. The record is from the annotation of a GenBank genome assembly.